Molecule: messenger RNA, 1632 nt
Organism: Pyrus x bretschneideri (Chinese white pear)
Lineage: Eukaryota; Viridiplantae; Streptophyta; Magnoliopsida; Rosales; Rosaceae
Product: transcription factor MYB106-like
Exons: 3
Coding region: 493-1473 (326 amino acids)
Source: RefSeq, a predicted model, not a curated record
GAAAUAAUAAAGACGAACGAUAGUUUUAAUCAAUCAAGGUAAUAUAAUAUAUUUGCUAAUAAUUGAUUUUUUAGUAACAAAAUACCUCUCAUUACUUGAGCAAGCAUAUUGGAAAGAAAAUUCAUGUAUUUUCGACAUAUUUUUCUUCUAUACCCAAGCAAGUAUUCAAUUAUAACAUUAAAAAAAAAUUAAAAAAAAUCACAACGGCUCUAACCCUGGCCUAGUAAAUAUAGCAGUCCAAAUAUUAGUUCUCAGAGAAAGAAAGGAUAGUUGGACAAAUAGAUCAUAAAUUCCACAUUGGUGUUAAAAAAAAUAAAAACCCAUUUGUUCCCGAUAUAAAUAGUCACGCAAUGUUGCCAUUCUAGGUCCCAACACAAUAGUAACGCAAUGUUACAGAAAAGGAAAUUCUAGUUGCUGGCUAACUAGCUACCUCUCUAAUCUUAACAUCACCAUUUCCACCAAGAUAUAUACUAAAUCCGUCAAGCUAGACAGAUGAGAAAGUCUGGUUCCUAUGCGGCGUCAGGGAUAAAGAGAGGUGCAUGGACUCCUGAAGAGGACAGAAAGCUUUUAGCUUACAUUCAACUACACGGCCAUGGAAGCUGGCGUUCCUUGUCCCAGAAAGCUGGUCUAAAAAGAUGCGGAAAGAGCUGUAGGCUAAGGUGGAUAAACUACCUCAGACCUGAUAUUAAGAGGGGAAAUUUCAGUUUGUACGAAGACCAAACCAUCAUUCAACUCCAUGCACUUCUUGGCAACAGGUGGUCGGCCAUAGCUACAUACUUACCAAAAAGAACAGACAACGAGAUCAAGAAUUACUGGAACACACAUCUGAAGAAAAGGUUGGCAAAGAUAGGGUUGGACCCUGCAACCCAUAAGCCCAAGGCUGCCAUUCUUGGCUCUGCAAAUGGCGACCCCAAAAACUUGUCAAAUCUCAGCCACAUUGCUCAGUGGGAAAGUGCCAGGAUUCAAGCCGAAGCAAGAUUUGUCAAUGAAUCCAAACCACGUAUGCAUGCAUCUGCGCCAGCGGCGUCGCUUUCCGAUGAGCACCAUCAGUUUGCUCCACCACUAGUUCCACAGUGCCUGGACAUUCUACGAGCAUCCGCAUGGGAAAGCCUAAUAUCCAUGUCAAAGUCAUCGUCAAGAUCGGCUGCCCUAAUCGACGAUACAAACGGCCAGGGUAAUGUUUCAUUCGGUGAUCAUCAUCAUGUUCAUGAUCAUGGUGUUAAUAUGGACGGCCAAGAUUAUGGUCCUAAUUUUGAGGCUCCAACAUAUAUUCCAACAUCUGACCAACAAUUAUCAAGCCUGAUGGGAUAUGAUGAUGCAACGCUCAUGUCAGUACCCACUGGAUCGAUGGAUAUUUAUGAACUUUUCGGUCAGUACUGUGGUAAUGAAUGCAGUGAAUCAUUGGCGGCACUCCACCACAAUCUCGGGUCUGAAUUCGAGGAUGCUUGGAAUAGUUUGGAACAAAUUAUGUAAGAAGCAGGUGACAUUUCUGAUGAUUAAUUCUCCACGGCACCACUUGCAAGAAAUUGUAGAACUAGCUACUAAAGUUGGCGAUGGUUUUAUUAGGGUUUACGAUGUAAUAUAAGUACUUAUUGGAGAAUUGAAGAUCAUCCAAUUAAUGAUGCAUUAAUA